Messenger RNA from Fukomys damarensis (Damara mole-rat), 1902 nucleotides. RefSeq names its product iroquois homeobox 4 (gene Irx4). NCBI's taxonomy places the organism in Eukaryota, Metazoa, Chordata, Mammalia, Rodentia, Bathyergidae. The coding region runs from base 1 to 1416 and encodes 471 amino acids. Gene Ontology annotation, biological process: neuron differentiation; cell development; regulation of transcription by RNA polymerase II. Gene Ontology annotation, molecular function: DNA-binding transcription factor activity, RNA polymerase II-specific; RNA polymerase II cis-regulatory region sequence-specific DNA binding. The record is from RefSeq and is a predicted model, not a curated record. Gene Ontology annotation, cellular component: nucleus. The transcript has 4 exons.
AUGGUGCGCCAGGCGCCCUCCACCCGGACGCGGCGCAUCUUGAGCGUUGAUUACAUCUUCACCCGAGACUCACCCGCGUGUCCCUUCCUAGAUCUCAUUUCUGUGACCCGGACCCCUCCCCGGCUCCUACAGAACAGCUUUGACUCUAAGGACGGGUCGGGAUCUGCCCACUCGGGGCUCGCACCAGCCACAGCCACCUACUACCCCUACGAGCCAGCCCUGGGCCAAUACCCCUACGACAGGUACGGGACCAUGGACAGCGGCACUCGGCGCAAGAACGCCACACGGGAGACCACCAGCACGCUGAAGGCCUGGCUGCAGGAGCACCGCAAGAACCCCUACCCCACCAAGGGCGAGAAGAUCAUGCUGGCCAUCAUCACCAAGAUGACCCUCACGCAGGUCUCCACCUGGUUCGCCAACGCACGCCGGCGGCUCAAGAAGGAGAACAAGAUGACCUGGCCACCCAGGAACAAGUGUGCGGACGAGAAGCGGCCCUAUUCGGAAGGCGAGGAGCCUGGCGAGGAGGAGGCCCGGGAGGAGCCCAUCAAAAGCGCCAAGAGUGAAGUGCCAGAGCCGACGGGCAAAGAAGACAAGGAGCUGGAGCUCAGCGACCUGGACGAGCUCUCGGCACUGGAGGCCGAGCCCCAGGAGUGUGAGCUGAAGGCGCCCUUCUCGGCCUUGGACAGCAGCACCCUGGAGCCUGCCCCCGCCCGGCCCGAGGGCCCCACCCCUCUCCCGGGUGCCCCCGGCAAGGAGGCCUCCAGUGCCCUCCGGAUGCCCAUGGCUGCAGCAGGAGGGGGCACCGCCCUGGAAGAGGACCUGGAGAGGGCCCACAUCUGCCUCCGGAGCUCAGCGGCUGGGCCGGAGCCACAGCCAGGCACCGAGGGCGGCCCUCGGGCCUGCGAAGCCAAGCUGGGCUUUGCACCCGCUGGGGCAUCAGGGAGCCUGGAGACCAAGCCACGCAUAUGGUCACUGGCCCACACCGCCACUGCCGCUGCAGCCACCACCCUGAACCAGACUGAGUUUCCCUCCUGCAUGCUCAAACGCCAAGGUCCAGUGGCCCCCACAGGUGUAUCCUCAACACCAGCCACUUCCUCACCCGCAGUCCUGGCCCCCCCUGUGGCCCUGGACAGGCACCAGGACUCCCCAGUGACAAGCCUCAGAAACUGGGUGGACGGGGUCUUUCACGACCCCAUCCUCAGGCACAGCACUUUGAACCAGGCUUGGGCCACUGCCAAGGGUGCCCUCCUGGAUGCGGGGCCACUGGGACGCUCCCUGGGGGCAGGCACCAAUGUGCUGACGGCACCCCUGGCCCGAGCCUUCCCGCCCACUGCACCCCAGGACACCCCAGGUGCAGGCGCUGCAAGGGAUCUGCUCACCCUGCCCAAGGCAGGCGGCAAGCCCUUCUGCACCUGAGCCUGUGGUCCAGGGGGGAGGGCGGGGCUCUUUUCUACUGAGAUUCCAAAGGAAGGUGAGGCCGCCUCGGGCACAGAGGGAGGAGCUGCACCGGUCUCCCUUGACUUUGAGCGGAGCCCUGCCUGCCUCCCACCAGGUCCUAACUCAGCUCUGCCAGCCUUCCCGAACUCCUAACCUGCUGGAGUACUCAGAGCAGCGGGAGCCCCUACGCAUAAAGUUUACGUCCAAAGUUUACACGGGGAAGGCGUUUGGGCUCCAGGCUAGCAGUGUGGGCUGUCGAGCAUGGCCCCCAUCUGACUGCACCCCGCCCACAGCACUUACCGACAGCACCUCAUCUCCAGGGCUGCACACUCCUGACUGACAGUUCUGCUUUCUUAAGUGUUAAGUGCACACCAGUAAUUGCCUGCUUCAGAGAGAGGCUGAUGUAACAAAACCAAUAAAACCUUGUGGCGGUGUUUGCAUUGCAGAAAAGAACACGUUUGGAAC